GUCGCCCAUUUUUUGUUUACGUUAUUUCAUUCUGAAAUUCCUCUAGUAAAAUAGCGGAAAUAUUUAGUAAAAUGGAGACGGAAGAAAAUAGCGUUGAAGAAAAGAAGCGGCGUGUUAUAAAAACUGCUACAGACUUACAGAGACUAAAGUUGGAAAAGUUAAUGUCGAAUCCCAAUAAACCAGUUGUAAUACCAGAAGCUCAAAAAGAAAGAAAUUGUAAUCAAACAGCACCCAGUUUUGUACGCAAUGUCAUGGGAUCUAGCGCUGGGGCAGGUUCUGGCGAAUUUCACGUUUAUCGGCAUUUGCGGAGGAAAGAAUAUUCCCGUCAAAAAAAUAUACAAGCGAUGAGUGCUAGAGAACAACAAGAUCAAGAAUUUCAAAGAAAAAUUGAGCAUAAUCAACGUGUAGCUGAAGAAAAAACAGCGAAAAAAAGAGCAAAACGUCUGAAAAAAAAGGAGCGAAGUAAAAAAAAACACGAACUCAGUAAAACCGUGGAAAAUUAACUGAUUAGAAAGUAUUUAGAUAUAUAGAAACUACUAUUUAGUUAAGAACUUUUAUUUCUUACUAAACUUAAAAAUAAUUCUUUUUUCGACAGAUUAAUAGCAAUACAUAAGUAUUUAUAGUCGAAGUUUGGAAUUUGAUAUGUUGUACUAAGAUAAGAUAAUAAAAAGGAUUUAAAAAUUUUCUAAGAGUA
Messenger RNA from Ceratitis capitata (Mediterranean fruit fly), 694 nucleotides. Its product is annotated as PRKR-interacting protein 1 homolog. The transcript is spliced from 2 exons. Lineage: Eukaryota; Metazoa; Arthropoda; Insecta; Diptera; Tephritidae. Gene Ontology annotation, molecular function: protein kinase inhibitor activity; double-stranded RNA binding; protein kinase binding. Gene Ontology annotation, cellular component: nucleolus. Gene Ontology annotation, biological process: negative regulation of protein kinase activity. The record is from RefSeq and is a predicted model, not a curated record. Bases 72 to 503 code for a protein of 143 amino acids.